Molecule: messenger RNA, 1685 nt
Organism: Punica granatum (pomegranate)
Lineage: Eukaryota; Viridiplantae; Streptophyta; Magnoliopsida; Myrtales; Lythraceae
Source: RefSeq, a predicted model, not a curated record
UCAAUGCCCCCUCGUUCUCUCUAGCUCUCUCUCUCACUCACGCACAAGCUACAUCUAUAUCUUUACCCUCCCCGUGACGCCCCCACGAGACACUCGAUUAAUCAAAAAUCGAAUCGAAUUAUACAUAUCGUCUGUCCGUUGGUCGACGUCUUUGUAGUAAAUAACAUCACGAGGAACAGAAGAUCACAGGCUCACAAGAAAGUGUGUGCCUUUGAAGCAAAUGGAGGCGACAACUAUGGCCAGGAGCAGUGAACGACUCCACAGGAGCGAGGAGGAGAAGGUAGUGGACGGUUCGGAAAUAAUGAGGUUGGUUGGGAACGAGGAGGUGUUCAACAGCUUCGUCGACCAUAAGUUCAAGGAGCUCGACAAGGACCGGGACGGCCAGCUUUCCGUCGACGAGCUCCAGCCCGCUGUCGCUGACAUCGGCGCCGCCCUCGGCCUUCCCGCUAAGGGCACCUCCCCCGACUCCGACCACAUCUACUCCGAGGUCCUGAACGAGUUCACCCAUGGGAAGGAAGACAAAGUGAGCAAGACUGAGUUCAAAGAGGUGCUGUCGGAUAUUCUCCUAGGAAUGGCUGCUGGAUUAAAGCGGGACCCUAUCGUGAUCCUCCGAAUUGACGGGGAAGACCUUGAGGAGUUCAUCAAGGGCCUGAGCUUCGAGUCUGAAAUGAUCUCCAUAUAUUCUCAGAUCGAUCUGCCGGAAGGGUCCUUGGUGAAGGAUUACAUUGUCAAGGCACUGGAGAAGCUGAGUGUUGACCGUGGUAUGCCUCCCUCCUCCGAUCCUUGGGUUGUGAGCAACGUGGUGGAGCCAGUGCUCGAGUCGAGUGGUAACGUGGACCAAUUAGGGAAGCCCACGUGUGAUCAAGAGACAUUCUUGGAAGGUUUCAAGAAGGUUGGGGAGAGAUUGGCCCAGCGGCUGAAGGAGCAGCCCGUGAUCGUAGCCCACACUGAGAACACCUUCGAUGCCAGCGCCAUCAGGAAACUGCUCGGCAACAAGUUCGAAUUAGAUAAGACAUUAAAUACGGCUUUAGAAAACGUGCCAAGAGACCGCCAUGGCAAGAUUUCCAAGGAGUACCUGCGAGUGGUCCUGGACACGGUUUCUCCAUCAGCCGGCUUGCCACCACUCGGAGCCAUUGACGAGAUGGAUAAGGUUGUGGGAGAGGCAUUCAAGAUGAUGGAAGCUGAUGACGGGAACAUGGUGAAAGAGGAGGAGUUCAAGAAGAUCAUCAUUGAAAUCCUCGGGAGCGUGAUGCUGCAGCUGGAGGGCAACCCGAUCUCGUUCUCUUCGAACUCUGUCGUGCAUGAGCCACUCUCAUCGACUCCUUCCCUCUGGCAGCCGUCUAAUAAUUCCUGAGCUCGAACUUGAUCCUUAAUGACGCCAAAAUAAUUAGUGUAUAAAUAAUACAUGCAUCACUUUUAAGUAUAUGGCAAGUAUAGCGAGAUAUCAUUUGGUCAUGCCAUCUCCGCCAAUCAGUACAUAUUAUCCGAUCCACGAUUACUGUGGUGCUUAUAGUCUCGUCCGCAUGUACUGUACAACUCUCUAAUAUUAGAAUGUAUAUCCAGUCUAUGUUAGGCAUUUAAUGCAUGAAGCUGUACGCGUCAUGUGACAUGCAAUCUUCCAUUCUCAUGCCUUGGUAUUAUGAUUUUCUUGCUUUAAGAAAUAAAAAACAGAUGAUGUUGAAUGA